Aspergillus fumigatus Af293 is the source of this 1266-nucleotide messenger RNA. It is a transcript of the gene tpcB, whose product is annotated as metallo-beta-lactamase type thioesterase tpcB. The transcript has a single exon. The record is from RefSeq and is a predicted model, not a curated record. Gene Ontology annotation, biological process: secondary metabolite biosynthetic process. The coding region runs from base 1 to 1266 and encodes 421 amino acids. Lineage: Eukaryota; Fungi; Ascomycota; Eurotiomycetes; Eurotiales; Aspergillaceae.
AUGCUGGCCCUCCAUCAAACCCAACGGGACGUGCCGUGUUCGGAAGUCCAUGAUGCUCUCGGGCUACAGGGAGCUCGGUCGAUAUACUUUGGACGUCCGACUGGUCGGUCAAUUCUCUCAGAUCCAAUUAGGCCGAGGCCGAUGCCCACUGUAACAGUGAUCAUUUACUCUGACAUUCGCUUCCUAUUAGAAUUUCCCUCGGUAUUUCUUUGCGCAUAUGUCCUCCCAGUCCAGAGAACAGUAAUCAUGGCCAAUGAGAAACGAGGAGGAUAUCGACAAAUCAACCAAGCGCUGAAUAUAUGUGCCUGGGAGGGCUAUUUGAAUGAGCAGCACGCACGGCUGCCCACUCUUGAGGAUGUCGAACAAAUCAGCCCCCGCGUGCUGCGUGUCCUGGGUCAGAAUGAAGGCAAGGUACGCAGAGCCGACGGCUACUAUACAUGUAGUUCCCGGCUGAUCGAAGGACCUCAGUUCACGCUCCAAGGAACAAACACUUAUAUCGUGGGCACCGGCCGUCACCGUCUGCUCAUCGACACGGGACAGGGGAUUCCCGAGUGGGCCAGCCUGAUCUCGUCUACCUUGGCAGGCUCCUCGAUCGAGCUGUCUCAUGUUCUGCUCACUCACUGGCAUGGUGAUCAUACUGGGGGCGUUCCGGACCUUCUCCGGAUGUAUCCCGACUUGUCCGAUUCGAUCUACAAGCAUACCCCUGGCAAGGGCCAGAAGCCUAUCUCAGACGGACAGACCUUCCGUGUGGAAGGCGCUACUGUCCGUGCCGUACACACCCCCGGCCACUCGCAUGACCAUAUGUGUUUCAUCCUCGAGGAGGAAAAUGCCAUGUUCACCGGGGACAACGUCCUGGGCCAUGGGAGCAGCGCGGUCGAGGUGCUUAGUACCUGGAUGUCUUCAUUACGGAUGAUGCAGUCGCUUCGCUGUGCGGUGGGGUAUCCGGCCCACGGCGCAGUGAUACGCGACCUGCCAAGCAAGCUGGACCUAGAGCUCACGCAGAAGGCCCGUCGGGAGGACAGGGUCGUCGAGACGUUGAAGCAGAUGAAGACAGAGACCCAACGGAACGGAGCACGGGGGAAAGGCAGCGUCACCGUCCAGCAACUGGUGACGGCCAUGCAUGGACAUGAUUUGGAUGAGCAGGUGCGGACAAUGGCCUUGGAGCCGUUUGUGGACGAGGUUCUGCGGAAGCUGGCGCAGGAUGACCGGGUGGCGUUUGAGGUUAGAGGAGGCCAGAAAAAGUGGUUUGCAAUCGAAUACACCUAA